AUGCACCCAAUUGCCCCUGCGCGCAGAUUCAUCUGCACUGGUAACAGAAAGUUGGCCACCGCUGCAACACAGUCAGUCAUACCCUCGAACGAACUUGGCUAUGCUCAGCAGAAUGACAAGAAAGACGACUUUCCAACCGCCAACAUUGACGAUCGCAAAGUAUCCCUGAUGUGGGAGCCUCACAAUUGGUCACGUUUUCACCACGUCUGGCUUCGUGAUCACUGCCGUUGUCCAGACUGCUUUCACCCGAUCACCAAGCAGCGUCUGGUCAACACAUUCGACAUUCCCCCUGACAUCAAACCAAUCAACGUCCGUUCCACUGCUGAGGGCCUUGAAGUAACAUGGCCUGCAACGGCGACCGAGACACAUUCGUCUUUCUACCCAUGGUUCUGGCUCCAAGAAAACACCUAUGACCCUUCUCCUCGUAACUCACGGAACACGGACGAACGCGUUCUUUGGGGCUCUCGGAUCGCAAACUCGCCUCCGACCGUCACCCACCAAGAUGUGAUGGGCAGCAGCGACCAUGGUUUGUACAAGUACCUCAGUAACGUUGACAAGUUCGGCUUCUGCCUAGUGACCGGUGUGCCCGCAACACCAGAAGCCACGGAACAGCUCUCCGAGCGUAUAGGAUUCAUCCGAGAAACACAAUAUGGCAAGUUCUGGGAAUUUACUGCCGACCUAUCGAAAGGCGACACCGCCUAUACGACAAUGGCCCUCGGCGCUCACACUGAUAACACCUACUUUACCGAUCCAUGCGGCCUUCAACUCUUCCACCUUCUUUCCCACACGGAAGGUACGGGUGGGGCCACACUGCUUGUUGACGGCUUCUACGUCGCCUCCAUCCUCAAGGAGCUCCACCCCAACCUCUACGCGCUCCUCGCACGUGUGCCCGUACCCGCGCACGCUGCGGGCGAGCCGAGCGCACUUUACCGUCCGAGCCCGCCGACAGGUUAUCCAACGCUCAGGCUUGACGCUGUUUCGGAUGAGCUUGUGCAAGUGCGAUGGAACAACGACGAUAGGAGCGUCAUGAGCCACCUUGACCCUUCGCUUGUCGAGGACUGGUACAAGGCCAUUCGUAUGUGGAACAAGCUUUUGACGAGCCAGGACUCCGAGUACUGGAUCCAGCUUACCCCUGGCACUGUCCUUACGGUCGACAACCAUCGUGUACUUCAUGGGCGCUCCGCUUUCGACGGCAAGCGCAGAGUCUGCGGCGCUUAUAUCGGCGUCGACGAGUAUCGUUCCAAGCUUGCAGUACUCCAGGAAAAGUUCAGCUCGGGCUCGAGAUUGACCUCACAUGAGCCUAGCGUGGGACGCAGCGUAUGGAGCCCUUCCUUGUGA
Molecule: messenger RNA, 1338 nt
Organism: Coniophora puteana RWD-64-598 SS2
Lineage: Eukaryota; Fungi; Basidiomycota; Agaricomycetes; Boletales; Coniophoraceae
Product: Trimethyllysine dioxygenase
Exons: 11
Coding region: 1-1338 (445 amino acids)
Biological process (GO): carnitine biosynthetic process
Cellular component (GO): mitochondrion
Molecular function (GO): trimethyllysine dioxygenase activity; iron ion binding
Source: RefSeq, a predicted model, not a curated record